Molecule: messenger RNA, 291 nt
Organism: Soboliphyme baturini
Lineage: Eukaryota; Metazoa; Nematoda; Enoplea; Dioctophymatida; Soboliphymatidae
Source: the annotation of a GenBank genome assembly
AUGGGUCAGACGGCAAAAGACUACUUGGAAGAUCAGCAACUUCUCAAGGUGCUACGACAUCAGCACCAUCGGCUGUCCCCGGGCGAGUCGAAGAACAUCCACAGCUGCAUCGGCCUGUGGCUACGCGACGGCUGCCUCGCGAAACUGGAACAGCUGAUUCUAAGCGGCUGUGGUGACCUGCUGACCGGGCGCCAGUCGAGCAAUCCUCUGAGUCAAAAAUUUCUUCAGGAGGUUCCUCAAUAUCUGGUAAUUUUGCAAUUUAGCACUCAUCCUUUGAUUACACGUCUAUGA